AUGCUGCGAAAGUUUGGCAAAUAUUGGCGUGAUUCGGCGUCUCUGCUGGUCCUUGCGCGCUCAAAACCCACCGCGUCGACCUGUGAAUACAACUAUAAGGUGCUAGUGUUCAAACGGCCAGCCAAGAUGUCCUUCAUGCCCAACAGCAUCGUCUUCCCGGGUGGUGCUUUCGAUAAGCAAGACGAUUCUCCGGACUGGAAAGCCUUCUUCACCGAUCGAGGCGUGAAGCCAGCUGCAUUGGAAACGCUCUCCGAUGUACGUGGUCCUCGGCCGUACAUAUUUCAUACCGAAAGACCCGAAGAACUAGACCGUAACCUGUCUCUACGGCUGUGUGCGUUACGCGAAGCCUUCGAAGAGCUUGGUCUUCUGCUGGUAGCUCCAGGAACGGGCGGCCAUCAAAGGACAUUUAGCCAGUGUCUUGCUUCGUUCGAUGUUACCAAUUGGCAGCGCCGGAUACACGAUGGGGAGGCUACGUUCGUGAAGCUCCACACAGAGCUGGGGACAGUGCCGGAUUUGUUCAACCUAUACGAGUGGUCCUGUUGGUUGACGCCUGCGAUGUUUCGCAAACGGCGAUUCGAAACCGCUUUCUAUCUCGCGCUACUCGACACGCAACCGGAAGUUUAUCCGGAAGCACACGAAGUAGUGGGACACUUUUGGGACACUCCGGCCGCACUUCUUGAAGCACACCGCCGGGAGGAGAUCUGGCUGGCACCACCGCAGUGUUACGAGUUGACGCGACUCAGCUACGUGCGGGACAUCGAUCGUAUUGCGCGGUUCGCGGCCACUCGUAACGGGCUCGCUUCGACGCGACUCUGUCCUGUACAGUAUAACGCAGCCGAUGGAGUCCUAUUCGUCCUGCCGGGCGAUGAUCUCUAUCCCCACGAUUACGAUCACAUCACCGAACACGCUGAUCUGGAUCGGUUCGGGGCACUACCCCUGGAAGAGCUGCGGCAACAGGGGAAAAGGCUCCAUCGGGUGGAGCAUCGUGGGACGCAUCGACAGUCGUACUUUUUCAACCAACCACAGCCCGAUGGGCAUCUUCAUUUAGUUGGAGACAAUCGACAUUUACCGGAGGUGUGCGCCUGA
Anopheles cruzii is the source of this 1086-nucleotide messenger RNA. Its product is annotated as acyl-coenzyme A diphosphatase NUDT19-like. The record is from RefSeq and is a predicted model, not a curated record. The coding region runs from base 1 to 1086 and encodes 361 amino acids. NCBI's taxonomy places the organism in Eukaryota, Metazoa, Arthropoda, Insecta, Diptera, Culicidae. The transcript is spliced from 3 exons. Gene Ontology annotation, cellular component: mitochondrion. Gene Ontology annotation, molecular function: hydrolase activity, acting on acid anhydrides, in phosphorus-containing anhydrides.